Molecule: messenger RNA, 1473 nt
Organism: Symbiodinium sp. CCMP2592
Lineage: Eukaryota; Dinophyceae; Suessiales; Symbiodiniaceae
Source: the annotation of a GenBank genome assembly
AUGAUCACUGGUGAUACGAUGUGUUUGAAGCACAGGGAGAUGAUGGAAGAGGGCUUGGAUGGGACAGCAGUCUAUGUGUGCGUCAAAAUGUACUCCCGUGACCUGAACCUGAGCCAGCCCCCGGUCAAGGUUGCGAGCAUGGCCCAGAUUGCAUCAGUAUUCCCCGAAAUCCCACUUGGGGUUCAUGCUGCAGUUGAGCUGUCUGGCGUCCAGAUUGACACUUUCACAAAAUUGUCAGACCUGGCAGACAAGUAUGGCAUGACAGAAGCUGCCAAGGCUUUGAGAGGGAUUGUUUUUGUGAGGCGCUAUGAUGCCUUCAGUGUUGCAGUCAGCAUUGGGACGACUGUUACCAUGGCAUGCCAUCUUCUCGCCUAUGCUGCGAUGAAGCUUGAUUGGUUGAACAGUCCAACAGUCCUGGACCAUGUCAAGAAGGAUGUGGCGGGCCGAUUGAUGAGCUGUCUCUGCAACUGGGACAUGAUGGACACAUGUGAGAAAACAUUUAAUUUCCAGUUUGAGUUCUUUAACCCGACCAAGCAGCUGAGUGGCAACCUGAAGGUCUCGCCUACCGGUAACCCAGAGAUGUUGCAGAGACUGCAGGCUAAGUGGAAUGGCAAGAUCCAGGAGUAUGUCGACAGGCAGCAGCCACCCCCAAUUCAUCAGUCAUCCAUCUGUGCAGGGUUCCGUGAUUCUGGCAGAGAGUCCCAAGUCUACCUGAUGGCCUGUGUCAUGGUGCACUUUAAGGACCAGAUGAUGAAGGAUAUGAGUCCGGACGAGUACCACAAGAUGAUGUCCCAUUGGCGACUGGGACACUUGGACCAGAAGCUCUUCCCGGACGUGGCAGCCAUGAGGCCAGACUUCAGCUUGACCGAUUUGGGGCUCCGGAUGCAGCAAGAAGAGGCCAGCAACAGUCUUGCAGUCUUGCAGUCCUCUGACCUGGUGGAGGAUGAAGCUGCUCAGGAGGCAGUGCGCUGUCUGACAAACCUUGCACGGUCCCUCAAGAGAGAGCAGGAUGAGAUGCGAGGCCAUCGUGUGGCUUUCCAACGACACAUGGUGCAGACAGUGGCAGCCGAAGCCGAGUACCAGAAGUCCAUUGCAGAGGGGGUGGAAAGUGCAUGGGGUGAGCACUCGAUCUACUAUCAGGUGAAUGCCAGCAAGACAUUGGGAGUGGGGCAGGCUUUCGAACAUGCGACACACAGGUCGGCCUCCAGCUCGGCCGCCAGCGGCCACGCACAGGCCAGCAGCCACAGCAGCCGGAGUGAGAGGGUGGUUGCAAGCAUGAAGAAAUCCGAGGAGUACCAGCGUGCGAAGCUCUUGUUGCUCAACAAGGACAUGCAGUCUACCCCUCCGGGGGAUCCACCCGUUACACCACGCGUCUACGUGAGCGGCGUUUCGAAACGUACCUGGGAGCGUCAGUGGUACGUGUUCAAAAGCAGAGUUCGUGCAUACGCAGAGUGGGUCGAUUUGAUGACCUAA